GAAAUUGGUCCAAUAAAAGAUAUUAUCUCACCCACUUUGUGUGUCAGAUUUUUUUCUUAGAUCAUUGAUUGUUUGACUUGCUUCACUAUAGUGUUUUACUUGGGCCUUCAUAAACUUAUUGAAUGCUACAGGGCUUUGGAGCGGAGCUGGAGCGCGGAGCAGUGGAACCGCAGGUUUUUGCCUGGAGCUGGAGCGGAGCCGGAGCACAGCUCCAAAGCCCUGGAAUGUUGGCCUCUCAGAAUUGUCUAAUUUACUCAGAACUAUAUUGUUGUGAAGAAAGGAGACGUUAAUCUGCCGAUCUUAGUUUAAUCAUCCUGGCUGUGGCCACUGGAUGUCACCCUUAUUGCACACACAUGUAGCAGACCCCUUUUCUUGUAGAAGAAUCCUGUUAUGAUUGCCAGACUCCCUGCUUUCAUAUGAGGAGAUGGAGGUUCAGUGUUAGGGGAAUCCUUUUCUCUAAAAAACAAGUACUAUCUUGUCAUUCCUGAGAGGGAAAUUAGAUACAGUUUGCCCAACUUUUCUAGGAAAUGUUGAAUAUGAGCAGUAGGCAAUUCUGUGCCCCAGUGUAAGCAAGAAUAUUGCAAGAUGUGUGCAGCCUGUAUCAUUAAUGCGCACACACCCCUUGCAUGUCAGUCCUUUGUUUGCCUGGGGGAGCAAUCUUGCUGCUCUAUGGAAGUUGAGGGACCCAUGUGAAAAUAGCAUCUGGGAACCUCUGGUUUAUGCUGUAUGUCAUACCACUUUUAUCCCGUAGCUUGUGGUAUAGCAGGGCUUUGUAGUGUGCGUUCAUGUUUGAAGUAGAUAUGUGGUAUUUCAUAAGGCACAAAAGCCUUUGCCUAGAGAUACAAUUUCUUGGCUUACAGAUAGAUGAGACACACCGGCAAAUUAAUCAGCACCAGUCCAUGGCUUCUGUGGUUGUGAUAAAUAAAGCAGAUGGCUGUGGGAACAUGCGUGCUAUUCAGGCCAUUGCUAGAAUUCCCCUUUGAAGAAGGAGUUUUAAGAUUUGGGAAUAAACUUCAAAGCAAUCCCUUUAUAGCUUGGAUCAUAUUCCACACUCUGCCCUUGGUCAGCGUAGGCAGGAGACUUCUGAGAGCCAGCAGUGCAGGUGUUGCUUCUCUCUUGCCAGCUGUUCCUCGUAGUCUCUACAUUGCACCUGGGAGCCAGAGAGCUGUUUCUUGGGAGGGACUCACUUCCACUUGAUCUUUUCUUUGUAAUUGGCCUUGUGCCUCAGUUUUUUGUUUUGUUUUGCCAGUUUCCUUCCAGGCAUGUGAAUUCCUGUUCAUCCACUAUCGCAGGGGCACUGUAAUAGGAUGUACUGGAUGGAAACUGAACAUGAAUAUCUCUCAGCAGGAAAUGUAAUGGGAUGGUGUCCCCAUGGGAUGGUGACUGCAGCCAGAUGGGCAUCACUUCACUAAUCCACAAUCUAACUUGCCCAGUUCUGAUGGCUUCCUACUGGCAGCUUUCUUUCUCUGCCAGAAGGAACUGGUUGGUUGUACCAUGUGGGUGGCUGUUUAUGGAAACAAAAAGUUCAGUGAGGACGGAGGGUAACCUACGGGUUGGCAAGGCAGACAUUUGCCUGUUCAGAGAGUUGCAGAGUUGAGUCCUGCUGCUUGGAAGUAGGAUCUUUCUAUUUAGAUCUUUCUCCAACUUGCAGUACCCAAAACCUACUGAAAAGAUGCCUUAUUCCUGCUGAAGUGAAGAUGUUAUGACCAUUGUCCCCUUAGUCUUCAAUAAACUAUUCAGUGGAGCAUUGGUGGUUGGGAUGGGGACCUGAAGUGGAAACCCUUCACUUUUGCCUAUCACACCAUCAGGGUGCCAAAGUCUUCAGCUGCCUUCUACCCAGUUGCCAAAACCUCCAGUGUCCUUCCCUGAUAGCGUUCACAAUACAUGUGUGUACUCUCUGCAAAAGUGUGGCAGUAAAACCUUGGACACCAUAAAAAGUGAAUAACAGAAGGAAUUCUGUACUGACUGCAUUAUUCAUUUUUAUAGUUAAUUCAGUAACCCCUUUCCCUCACUUCCAACUUACAUGAAGUUGCAGAAUUCACAGAUUCCAAGAUCAGAAGGGACCAUUGUGAUGAUUUAUUCUGCACUAUAGCUCUCAGAAACCAGAGGGCCUCACAGCAGGAUUCCAGUCCAGUUUGCUGCAAAUUCCAUGAGCGAGUGGGUCUCGGAUUCUAAAGGGUUGUUCUACAAUUUAAAAAAUCACUGUCUGAAAUAUUUGUACUUGCUAAUAUUACUACUUGUAUAUAGUCACUAUAUCUGAAAAAUUAGAGUAUUUUCAGUGUAAAAUUAGAGUAUUUUCAGUGUAUGUUGGGAGUAUUUCAUAAGAACGGCCAUACUGGGUCAGACCAAAGGUCCAUCCAAGCCAGUAUCCUGUCUUUCAACAGUGGCCAAUGCCAGGUGCACCAGAGGGAAUGCACAGAACAGGCAAUCAUUAAAUGAUCCCUUCCCUGCCAUCCACUCCCAGCCUCUGGCAAACAGAGGCUAGGGGCACCAUCCCCGCCCAUCUUGGCUAAUAGCUAUUGAUGGACCUCAGUGAACUUAUCUAGUUCAUUUUUGAACCAUUAUAGUCUUCACCUUCAUAACACCCUCUGGCAAAGAGUUCCACAGGUUGACUGUGUGUUGUGUGAAGAAAUACUUUGUUGUGUUUGUGUUAAACCUGCUGCCUAUUCAUUUCAUUUGGUGACUCUAGUUCUUCAGUUAUGAGGAAGAGUAAAUAACACUUCCUUAUUCACUUUCUCCAACACUGUAUAUGUUGGUGCAGUCAGUUUUUCGCCCCUCCGGUCAGUGUGUCUCUUCAGCACAGCAAUAAUGGAGAAGAAACUCAAUUUUUUUUUAAUACUGUGAAAUCACAGAAGUUGGCAGGGAGCCUCAAGGGCAGAUAUAGCAUCUGAAACUUGCUAACUUGGUUUUUGCCUCUUAGAUUUCAAGCUGAUGGUUGCUGUUCUUGGAAGCUUAUUUCCAUUUGUGGGAAGGAAAUUUUGGUUUGAGAGUCCAACUGUAUGCCUUGUCAGCCUGCUAUUAGCUGGAGGGUGGGGGAAGAGAUGCUGGGAGUAGCCCACAGUGCUUAGUUUUAUCUCAUUAAUUCAUAAGUUCCAUUGAUAAGAUCAGGCUGCUAGACUCUGCAUUUCCUUAACCUGUCUCCCAGUGAUGAUCCUCUCAUUAAGACUGUAAGAUGCAGACUCUAAAGAGUGUGUAUGCGUGAGUCAGACAAGCCACGUUAACCCAGUAUGUAGGUGCUCUCGAAGAGAUGCUCCUUGCAUUAAAGAAACACUCAAGCAAGCCUGCCCCUGAACUGCUGAAUGAAUACGCCCGCAAAGUGGACUUCUUAAAGGGAAUGUUAGAAGCUGAAAAAUUGUCAUCGUCAGCAGAAAAGGCCUUGGCAAAUCAGUUCCUGGCCCCCGGCCGAACUCCCACUACAACCAAAGAGCGAACCCCAGCUACUAAAAUGGUUCAUCUGCAGACAAAGGCUCGCUACACGGGCAAGAUGAGGAGUGAACUGCUUGGUACAGAUCCCUUGUCUGUCAAUGAGACUGAGGAGCUAAAUUUAAGGAAACGGAAAGGCUUUGUGUCUGAAGAGAAGCAGUCAGCAACUGAGCUGGAUGCCGUGUUACAGCAUCAUCGCAGCAUGCAGGAGAAGCUGGCUGAAGAAAUGUUGAGUUUGGCUCGCAGUCUCAAAAACAACACUCUGGCAGCACAGAACGUUAUUAAACAAGAUAACCAGACAUUAUCUCACUCUCUCAGGAUGGCAGACCACAACUUUGAGAAGCUGAAGGAUGAAUCUGAACGCCUCGAGCAGCAUGCAAAGAAAUCUGUCAACUGGCUGCUCUGGAUAAUGUUAAUUGUAGUUUGUUUUAUUUUUAUUAGCAUGAUCCUUUUUAUCAGAAUUUUCCCUAAACUCCGAUAAUUUGCACAGCCUCCAGGAGCAACAGAUAGAAAGCUAGACAGUAUGUGACACUCCGCUCAUUCCCAGCAAGUCUCUUUGACUAGUUUGGUAAUCACCCACUGUAAGGCAGUUACCUGCCUCUGAUCAUAUCCUGAAGGGUGUCACCAAGGGCCUAGUCUUCCAUCUCUUCCUUGUGUCCUUACAAGAGUUGGUGGGACACCUUGUGAAAGGCUUCCUAAGUUGGGUCCCUUGAUAUCCCUUUUGCUUGGCUAAUAUGGUUAUUUGUUUCUUGAGAAAGAAACUGCAAUAAAAAUGGCACUUUCAGUGGAAUAUCCCUAGAAAUAGAUCAUUCCAGGUGCCUUGGUAGAUGUGGUUAAGGCAAAAGCUAUUGUUCCUCUAUAAGGGAUAACAGUACACAACUGAAGGAUUAAAGGCCAUAUUUGCUAUUUAGACUUUAACAGGACCCUUGCUGGGAUUGUCUUUGUAAUCUUCCUGUAGCAGAUAUGGAGGGAGCAUUGUUAUUGAGUGGGUCACCUUGGGUUAGAGUAGUCAAGAAGGAAAAUUAACUUCACAACCUUGCCCUUCGGCCAAAUGGACACUGGUCACUGAAGUCUCCUGAAGCCUGGAGUUAUGGGAGAAGACUGAGGUUGGAAACAUCUAGUUUGGGAAGCUUGAACAAACCCACUCAUCUCCUCUUACAAUCACAAACCCUAACAUCCAACCAAAGUACAGAGCGUGUCAUUUACCAUUAUUCCAUUCCUUCAGGAAGCAGCUGAUGGCGGCUGUUCAGCCCUAAACAUACAGUGUACUCUGCCGACCCUGCCUGCCUUCGCAUCUUGUUGCUUCACUAUAAAAUGAGAGUUGAGGAAGUUGGUUUCUCUUUAAAUAAGGCAUUUACUUAAGGAAAAAAUCGGCCUGUACCUUCUGAGCUGGGCUUAUUUGCAUGUUUGCUUUUCUUAACACUUAUUUUUCUAGUGGAAGAUACCUUGAAGAUUUCAGCCACAUUCUGCUCUUGAUGAAGUGCUGGCUUGCUGUACUGGGUGAAAAAGAGAGUGGUGUAAUCAUCCCACCAACCUGCUCAUAAAGAGAGAGUGUGAGAUUCUGUUUCUCUCUCUCGCCCUAACUUUGAAAGCAUCAAUACUGCAAACUGCAUGCUUUCACUUCAGUUUAAACCAUUCUCCCUAUUACAAAUUGUUACUGUUGGUAUUCUGGAUAUUGCUGUCUAUUUUGUACAAGUUUGUAUUGGUUUCUCUUUGACUUAUUUAUUACUAUAUGAUUUUCAUAAUUAGAAGCAACUGCCAUCUUCUCUCUAUAUAGCAAGUGAUUGUUGCACAGUACUAUACUGCAGCUUCUGGGGUGAUCUGUAUUCCUGCAGAUAAUGUAGAUUUAAGAGCAAACCCAUCCAUAGUAGAAUGUGUACCUUGUAAUGUCACACACAUCCUCCUUAAUGACUUCACGUUGUAAGAAAACUAUCACUGUUCCAAACUCCUGUCUUCAUCUGGUGCCUCUGAGAGGAAAGUUGAAAAGUGCUAUCUUCCUAAUUCUUUAUGGGCUAGCUUUGUAAUGCAUUGUAUAUCUAGGCUCUGAUCCUGCAGUGAGAACUACACGGGAGCCCAUUAGGCCUGCGUGGGUGAUGGGGCUCAGCCUGGACUGUUCCCCUUGUAGGAUCAGGGCUGAAGUGAGCCAACUCUAGCCUUGCUGUAAGCAGAUGAAACUCAAUCUACUGCAAUGAGACUUGCACCCACUUAUGUCAAGGCCAACUUUGGUCCAGGCUGUAUUUUGUUGACAAACACUUUGCAUCCACAUUCUGUAGGGUGUAGGGUGGUGAUGUACAGAGAAAGUAAUCAAUAACAACCUGCUAGAGUUGAUAAGACUUCACGUGAUGUUGUAAAGGGCUACUGUGUCCAGAAUCAGAUGAGUGGUAUUGUUGAAAUUAUACUUUGUUAGGGUGAGGGUGACUGUGGUAAAGUGGGGGUGUGCCUGUGGAAUCCGAAGCCCAGCCCAGAAUGAGAAUACUUGAAAAGCAUCCAUUCCACCCAGGAAAAAAUCUAGUUUCCAUGUCCCAAGGCAAAGAGAAACUUGUGUAUGUGCAAAACAGACACAGAGAAACACUUGGAAAAUGAUUCUUCAAAAUUAGGCAGGACUUGCAUUGCUCUUCUAAGUGCAGUUGCUGGUGAAAGCUAGAUAGGUGCAUCUGGUGUUUUAAGUAUUUUUAAAUCGCUUGUGAGGAAGGGAAGGAAAUAGAAGAGAUCACUUUUAUGAACCACUAGGUGGCCAUGUUACCAGUGCUUCCUGCCUGCUGUGUUCUGUUACUCUCAGCAGGAUUGCUGAGAAUAGUUGUAUGAUGCUCUACAGUCAUCAAGGCUGGUGGGAAAAUGAGACUGACUACUGUUUGGGGGCUGUCUAUUCAGAGAAAUGAGCGAGAGACUGGCUUCUUGGCAGAGGUGCUAACUAUAUUUAAAAAGCAUUUUUGAUUGUACAAUUUGAUCUACAUCAGUCCCCUGUGUUAAUUCAUAAAUAGGUUACUAAACUUACUGGUUGAGUUGUAAAAAACACAUUUUCUUGUAGAUACUCACCUGCCUUCAUGAUAAAUGCUGACUUAAUUUUUGAGCAACCUGUUACCUACAACAAGCCCUGAGAGAAAUGAAAAGUUGCAGCAGUUAAUUCAUGAGAAACAUUAACUGCCCUUGGCCAGACCCCCCAAGUUGUCAAGUCAAACUGUAACGACUUAUGCAGCUGAAGUAUUUGUUGUUCACAAAUUUGUUUUUUUCCCACCUAGUUGAACUCCCCUUGCGGGAUCACUGUGCUGUGUUAAUUGGCAGCUGUGACCUUCACUUGUUUCAGAUUAAUUCAAUAAUCCCACUAGUUCCAGAACUAGUCUUCUACCAGCAGUCUUUGGAAUGGGGGGAGCCUGGAGCCAGAGAUCCUAUUUCAGCUGAGGAUUCCUCCACACCACGGGGUCUCAGGGCCCAUUUUCUUUGCCGGAGUGUGCUGCAAAGGGGCAGAGCGUUGGCCAGGAUUGGGCCACCCUCUUGAUAUUCAUCCUAAACUCUCCAUCUCCUCAGUUCAUCCCAUGCUCCACCCUAAAUAAUUCCUUUCUCCUAAGCUUUUACACCUUCCAGAUAGUGGUAGACUGUUACAGUAUUCUCAGUUCAGUCAUCUCUUAGCCAAGUCACCGUCUGUAUCUCUUAAUCUUUCCUCAUGGGUCAGUCUGUCUAGUCCAGAAGUUGCAGACUCCCAGCACCUGCUAAGUAAAGAAUUCAGACUAGAGACAAGCCCUUGAUACAGUUUCUAGGCAGAAUCAUGACUGAUGCAAGGACGGUUGUUCAUAAGCUGAUGCUUUAACUCUCAGCCCUAUUCUGUAGCAGGCGACUCUGAGGAGGCCCCCCCGGUCACAGACAGAGUAGCAAAGGCAGUUAAUGGAGAUUUGCUUGAUUUCCCCAAGGGGAAGUCCUAAUGAGAUGCAUUUGCUUGGCACAGGUCUGUGCCUCUCUGUAAGAGAGGCUGGGUGUUUUGGUAGGCUACCUGCUGUCAGGCAGUAAAGUGAAAACCUUUGUUAGAGACCUGGGUCAUGUCAGGCCAGUAAGCACAACAGCCUCCAGGCCUGGCAGCAGUAGUGGCUGUGAAUCAGUCUGAGCUCUGUUGGCAGUAACUCUUUUUUUUAAUAUCUGUUUCAGAACCGUGUCCUCAGGCCACAGCUGGAGCAGAUGAUUUAGUGGAUUUCUUAGGGUGAAUGGUCUGUGGGUGUCAGCAGGUCCAUAGGCAGCAAGAG
Molecule: messenger RNA, 7655 nt
Organism: Mauremys mutica (yellowpond turtle)
Lineage: Eukaryota; Metazoa; Chordata; Testudines; Geoemydidae
Gene: USE1
Product: unconventional SNARE in the ER 1
Exons: 8
Coding region: 3248-3904 (218 amino acids)
Biological process (GO): retrograde vesicle-mediated transport, Golgi to endoplasmic reticulum
Cellular component (GO): SNARE complex; endoplasmic reticulum
Molecular function (GO): SNAP receptor activity
Source: RefSeq, a predicted model, not a curated record